Molecule: messenger RNA, 1293 nt
Organism: Chenopodium quinoa (quinoa)
Lineage: Eukaryota; Viridiplantae; Streptophyta; Magnoliopsida; Caryophyllales; Amaranthaceae
Product: probable aquaporin SIP2-1
Exons: 3
Coding region: 149-865 (238 amino acids)
Biological process (GO): transmembrane transport
Cellular component (GO): membrane
Molecular function (GO): channel activity
Source: RefSeq, a predicted model, not a curated record
UUUUAACUAGGCACACCAUAACCACUCCCUCUCGAACAAAAUAUAAUUUGAAGAUAUGCCAAAUACAGAACAUUUUCUGAAAGUCCAAAGAUAGAGAGAGAUAUACUAUCAUAAAAGCCUAUUGAUCAGGUAAUUUUUUUACAUAAAAAUGGGAGAAACUAGAAAUGGGUCGUUGUUAAUCUCGGAUUUCGUGCUCUCAUUUAUGUGGGUAUGUUCUGGUGUUCUUGUGAAAAUCUUUGUCUUCCAUUUUUUGGGAUUUCAACAUAAUUUUAUUGGAGAAAUUGUGAAGCUGUGUUUCUCUGUCCUCAAUUUAUUCUUCUUCGCUUAUUUGGCUAAAUUUGCGAGAGGUGCUACUUAUAAUCCUCUUAAUAUAUUGGCUGGCGCUAUUUCUGGGGGUUUUAGUCGAUUUUUGUUUAUCAUUGGUGCAAGAAUUCCUGCUCAGGUGCUUGGAGCCAUUUAUGGGGUUAAGUUCUUAAUUCUUAUGUUUCCUGAAAUUGGCAAGGGACCAACACUGAAUGUCAACAUCCAUCAAGGCGCGUUGACCGAGGGAGUCCUAACCUUUAUGAUUGUUUUCAUCUCUUUGUCAUUAGCAAGAAGCAUUCCUGGGAGUUUCGUGAGGAAAACCUGGAUUUCUAGCCUUUCGAAACUUACACUCCAUGUUCUUGGUUCCGACUUAACUGGUGGAUGCAUGAACCCGGCAUCUGUGAUGGGAUGGGCUUAUGCUCGUGGUGACUACAUAACUAAGGAGCACAUUUUUGUUUAUUGGCUUGCUCCAAUUGAGGCAACCUUAUUGGCUGUAUGGAUCUUCAAGGUGUUGUUUCCGAAAGCAAUAGAAGAGUUGGACACAAAGCCAAAAUCAGAAUGAUUUUUGAACAAUCUUGACAUUUUUUUUUCUUCCCCUUUUCUCUUGUGUGUGUAUUUUGUUCCUUGCACAGGUAGAUAUGAAGAUAGAAAAUUAUAGAAAUUGUUAAAUACUUAGUAGCAUGGAUGGGAACAUUUCCCUUUUGUAUCUCUUCCACGGUUCCACCAAAACUAGCUGUAAAUUUAUUUUGAGUAUAUUAAUGCAAGAAAGUAGCUUGCAAUUGGAUCUUCAUCUGUUCCCCAUCUACUGAUUCUGGUGUGGAUCUCAAACUUAAUGACGUUACAAAUUAACCCUCUCAAAUCCAAUUAAGGAGCUUUCGCUGCUUAUCAGAAGCCUGUCAUCUUCUGCUGACUUAGCUUCAUUUUAUCUGCUGUGUAACCUAGAAUUGUGCAGAAUUGUUGCUCAUAUAUUGUGUUGAUUGUUUUUUAGUA